Messenger RNA from Protomyces lactucae-debilis, 1961 nucleotides. RefSeq names its product transmembrane amino acid transporter protein-domain-containing protein. NCBI's taxonomy places the organism in Eukaryota, Fungi, Ascomycota, Taphrinomycetes, Taphrinales, Protomycetaceae. Gene Ontology annotation, cellular component: vacuolar membrane. Gene Ontology annotation, biological process: amino acid transmembrane transport. The record is from RefSeq and is a predicted model, not a curated record. Gene Ontology annotation, molecular function: amino acid transmembrane transporter activity. The transcript has a single exon. Bases 330 to 1922 code for a protein of 530 amino acids.
CCGUAGCUCGGCUCCAUAGGUAGCUUGCACUGGAUUCCACGUACUCAGCAGCUAGCAACAGGUCAGUGCUCCUCCUCGAGCUAUGCGAAAGACUAUAGAAAUUAUAUGCUUGUAUGGUGCCUCUCUUGUUUCUUUCCUCCUCUGCAUCAGUUUGGGCAAGCAGACUAGCAGACUAAUCUAGUGUCUCUGUGACUCACUACAGUCUACGGCGCUUCAGGGGUCUGCACGCUCGGUCUAGCCUGCAGCUGAAGCCCAGCUGUCGUGUGGAGCCGGCAAUUUGCUUUUUGACAAGAGCGACAAGGACUGUGUAGUGCGACCAGUAUCUGUAGAUGAACAUCCCCGAGAGCGGCAAGCGGCGCACUAGCGGUGCCAGCCGCGCGUCUCAUCACUCACAGCCAUCCUCUUAUAUCGAUGGACUUGCCUCCUCGCUACGGCGCGCGAGCGGGUUUGAGGCGGUCGAUACGCGACAGCGAAGAAACUCUUCACGCGCUUCUGGCUCCCCUGGAGACAAUCUCGAGGCGAACGGGCGGUCAGAUGCGGCUGUUUCAAGGCCGUAUAUUUACAAGCACUUGGAUCGGCAGCCUAGUGCGAUUGAUGAAGAAGCAGUGGUGGUCGUCGACGAAACCUCUGCACUACUGCCUUCAACUGGCGUUGAUGAGCGGCAUCCUUCAAGAGCACUGUCUGAUAUAUAUGACCAGGAUGUAUUGGAUCUUGUGCUUGAAGCUAAGUCUACCCUUGCGCAGACAAUCUUCAAUAUUAUCAAUCUCCUGAUUGGCAUUGGCCUAUUGAGCUUGCCUUUGGCCAUCAAGCAUGCCGGAUGGGUUUUAGGCAUCCUCUUCCUCAUGAUUGGUGCAGUCAUCACGGCCUAUACAGCAAUCUUGCUUGCACGCUCACUCGAGACGAGCGAUACUGCGUAUGCUUACAGCGAUAUUGCUGCCCUUGCUUAUGGACCAGCGGCGACUGUAGCUACUGCCAUUAUCUUCAUGCUCGAGCUACUUGCUGCUGGCUCUGCGCUCGUCAUCCUCUUUGGAGACAAUUUCAACGCAGUCGUUCCACAAGUGUCUUCGUUGCUGUUCAAGAUUAUUUGCUUCAUCAUCUUGCUGCCAGCAGCCUUGUUGCCGCUUCGGAUUUUGAGCUAUACGUCUGCUAUUGGCAUUCUAUCAACCCUUAUUCUUAUUGGCGUCAUCUUUUUUGAUGGUUUGUACAAGACUAAGCAUCCAGGAUCGCUUCGAGACCCCAUGCCAACAGAAGUCUUGCCAGGUCCAUCGUGGCCCUUGGCGAUAGGUUUGCUCAUGUCUGGGUUUGGCGGACAUGGCAUUAUGCCUCAAAUUUACAGGGAUAUGCAAAAUCGCAGAGACUUUCCCAAAGCUGUCAUCAUCGCAUACUUGUUCUCAUGCGCCAUCUGCUUGUUUGUGGCAGUUAUUGGCUACCUCAUGUUUGGCGAGGAUAUUCAAGCCGAGGUAACGGUCAAUCUCUUGCGCAUCAAGCGGUAUCCUCGCGUCCUCAACCAAAUUGCGGUUCUAAUGACUGCCAUUACGUCUGUCACAAAAGCACCUUUGGCAAUCAAGAGUAUCUCUGCCAACAUUGACAUCUUCUUCGGCCUCAAAACUUUGCGAGAAGAGCGUACACGCGGUCCUGGUCGCGUCACGCUCUAUGUCGCCAUUCGGUCUGGCGUCAAUUUUCUGACUUGCAUGCUCGCCAUUCUCGUACCGAGUUUUGAUCGGAUCAUGUCAGUGCUUGGGUCUGCCUUUGUCUUUCUCAUUAGCGUCAUCUUGCCAGUCAUCUUUUACAUGCGCAUCAUGCAGUCCAAGUUGACCAUUGGCAACAGACUUUGGCUUUGGGGCUUGGUUGCGAUAUCGACAGUAUUGGCCUUGAUUGGUACAGUAUGGGCUUUCCUGCCGAUGCAGAAUGCUAUGCCAUGAUAUAUAGCUUCAAUAAUGUAAAUGUAUAUUGGAUUCACU